Podarcis lilfordi (Lilford's wall lizard) is the source of this 19054-nucleotide messenger RNA. The record is from the annotation of a GenBank genome assembly. NCBI's taxonomy places the organism in Eukaryota, Metazoa, Chordata, Lepidosauria, Squamata, Lacertidae.
GCCUCUCCGGCUCAGUCACUCGCUCUCCGCCUCCUGCCGGGGAAGAAGAUGCUGCGCUCGGAGACGACCCUCGUCUUGGCGGCGCUGCUCGCGCUGUUCUGGCCCGCGGGAGGCGACCCGGCGCCGCCGAAGGCAAUCGGGAAGGAGCAGCUGCACUUUCGGCUGCCGCUGCACCCUUACACCGCGCUGGCCCGCCGGCCCGCGCAGACGGCCCUCGACUUCUUCAACUACCUGCAGAGCUCGCCCAGCUCUCUGCGGAGUCUGGCGUACGUCAAGAAGGCGUCCGCCAAGGUAAGGCAGGGCAGGGAUCCUUGGGCCGAAUGGUCGAGGGGGACAGGGAAGCGCACUCUGCACAUGGGCAGAGGCGCGGCGCUUUGGAACGCCGCCGGGGGAAUCGUUCAAGGGGGCGUGGCUUAAGUAACAUGUGGGGUAAGCAUUUGUACCGGGAGUGGGGCCCAUGGGCGUGGGCAGGGAGGGGCGGCUGCCCCCCUAAAUCAAUUAAAUCAGUACAAAAUGCUUAACUGAGGUUCUGCCCCCCACCCACCCCCAAUCCUGGCCAAACCCAAGAGACGGGCUUUCUCCAAAAUCCACGCGCAGUGUCUGGAACAGAGCCUUCUGUGGUCCUUUGCAGAUGGAGUGGACUCUAUUCUACAAAAGCAGCUUCUGACUCCUUAAUAAGUGUGUCAAGUCCUUAAGGCGUCACAAGACAGCUUUUGCUGCAAAGCAGACUGAAAUGGUUCCCCCUAUGGAAAUCCUCUGUUAAUGCCCCCCCCCCCCCCGCAGAGCCAUUGUGUCUUUUGAGGUGGCAGAAAUGUAUAGUGGGCAGUUUGUGUGUGUCUGUCCAUUCUGGGGAAAGUUCCACCUGUAAAACUUCUGUCUGACUUGCUAGGAAAAAAGUUGGCAACUCUGCUUGCUCUAUGUACAGUACUAUGGAAUUUUCUUGUAAACAUAAGAAAAGGCAGACUGUCAUGCAAAAGUUUACCAUGUCGAUGAGCCCACUGGGUCCUGUCCAUGACGUCUGCACUCGAUUUGCAGUAAAAUGCUGCUUGGUGCAAGGUAGCAGGAAGACCCUCAAGCUAGUGAGAGUGGAACUGGAAAGUUUAAAGAAGUCUCGCCAUCACAGUUGGUCUCCAGGGCAACUUGUUUGCUCUGCCUGCUGGGAGUGUGACCAACAUGUGUGAUGCUCUGGCAUAAUGCAGGCUGUAGUGAUGGUCGCCAACUGUAUUCACAUUAAUGGCUUAUAAUGCAGCUAGAUUGUUCGUUUUUCUCCAUUUGGGUUAGAAUCCUGGAAUGUCAGAGAUCUAAUCCAACCCUUUGCAAUUCAGGAAUCUUCUGCCCACCAUGGGGCUUGAACCCUUGACCCUGAGAUUAAGAGUCUCAUUCUCUACUGAGUGAGCCAUCCCAACUGGCCUAGGGGAAAACUCGUCAAAACACAAUACUUCAUAAGAAACAAGAGGAUAGGUGCCCAGGGAGAUAUGGAUUGUGGCUAAUGCUGUGUGUACGCUGCUUCUGAAAUCAGCUGUGGGAGUACACUGGUUGCGGAGUAUAUGUGUGCAAUGCCUUGAAGGGCUUUAAAAGGGAUGCGGGAUAAGCUUAUACAUGGUUGAAAAUGGACACCAGUUGCUUCAGGACACAGCUGGGGAGAGUAAUGUUGCACUCAUGGCCUGCUUGCAAGCUUCCCAUAGAAGGGACUGUUCACCUAAAAACUCAGUGGUGUGAGCUUUGUUGCUCAACAGUGACAAGUUGCUAAUAUGCAGAAGGGAUGAGUGAUCUUUCUUGCUUUUCAUGCAUGUUUCUGUAUGUUAAUGACUUGUUGGGUAGCUAAAAUUGUAAGGUACUAGAAUCGAUGUAAAUGUGUAGAGGGUCUUUUUGCAAUAAAACUGGUUAUAACUUCAUCCAAGUGUUUAACAAUUGGGGCUGUUAAGUCUGGCCAUACAUCAUCACUGUGAUAUAAUGUGGACUUUCAGAAGGGUAAAACUACAAGUCUUAACCACAGUGUAACUUACAGUUUCCUAAAAAUGUAAACCUGGCAGCUAUAGAAUACACUAUGUGCAUUUCUAAUAGCUAUUUCAUAUAUUGUAGUGUCAACAUUUUUAAAUUAAAUGUUUUACAUUAAAAAAAAAAAGGGACUGUGAAGGCAGAAUGAAGGAUUAAAUAGAACUUUGGUCUGAACUAGCAGGACUCUUUAAGUUCUUGUGAUAGGAUGGGAACAGCUUGGGCUGAAACUGCACAUUUCCAGAGAACUGAUGACUCCUAGUACCCAGAUGUUGUUUUCAUUGGUAUUUUGAAUCAUGAGUUCACCAGAAAUUUGUACCCCCAACUCUGAGGAGUCAUUGGCAAAGCUGCUAGACUGCAAGUUUUAGCAUUGUUCCUGAAGAAUGUUUCCAAGAGGGCACUUGUGAACUAUUUAGAAAGACAAGGGGGCAGGGUCCUAAAAUUUCUGUUACACACAGCUGCUCCAGAUGGGAUGCUUUAUCCUGGUGUUGCCUUGGCAGUGAAAUAUUUCAGUGUCUGUGUUUGAUUUGAAGGAGCUACAGUUUUAUUUAGCAGACCUUAGUGGAAGCCGCUUCCUUAGUGCUAAGUUAUUAUGUCAAACAAUGAAUACUUAGCAAGAAAAUUGCUUAAUUCAAAUAACAUGAGUUUUCUAUGUUGAAAAUCUUGGUGACCUCCUUUUUCCAUUAUGCCGUAUUUUGCAAACACAAUGCUUGAUGUUGGAACUCUGUAAUCAUUUUUCAUUAGGGUGGAGGAGCCAUAACAUUUGAGGUUCGUAUACUACACUGUGGGAUGGAGAUCACAUAUUAUUCAGAAUUUGCACCCUGCUUUUUUCUUCUAAAGAAGGCCUAAAGCAGCUAAGCAAAAGAACAACCACCAAAACCCUCAUGGCCUUAAAAUAGCAAUUAACAUAAUGCCAAUGUCAAGAUCUAAGCAGAAAAAAAUACAACUCUAGUAAUCUAAGCAAUCAGUACACUAUAUUUACAAGUGCAGGUAAAAUAGCUCAGUCAGAGCUUGAGACACAAUAUCAGGGUUGUGGGUUCAAGCACCACGUUGGGUGGUGAAAAGAUUCCUGCAUUGCAGGAGGUUGGACUACGUGAUUCUCAUGGUCCCUUCCAACUUUGAUUCUAAGAAAAGAUAUACCUAGGCCAACAGACAAUGGACAAACUGAUGUUAUCCUACUCCCAAAGAAUCCACGACUACCACCUACGCUCCUCAAAAGAUCAACCUCCCAGUCUAAUCUGAAAUAAAAGAUGAAAAGAGAGAGUCUUCGGAGGAAGACACUGCCCUAGCACCAUGAGUCAUACCUUGGCUUUUGCAGAUAAGAGAUGAAAGAAAAAGGAAGUGACUCUCAUCCUGCACUCUCUUCUUCUCAACGAUGGGGAGGCAAAAGUUAGUUUGACAAAACCCCAGAACCCUCAGAGCACAGCCACGCUCAUAAAAAAAAAAAAAAGAGGUAAGAGGCUGGAAUAGGGCUGGUGCUUGCAGCUUCCCCCAAGGGACAAUUGAAUGUGUGAACCUCAGCAGAAGUGCCCCAUCCCCAUCAAAUGCAGAAGUGGUUACAAGCAGCCAGAUGGAACUACUUUACUGGGUGGGUGGAGUUCCUUCUUCAAGGCAUCCAGGUCUCUUUAGGUGUGUCUGCUGAGUGCCUUCAGCAGCAAAAAAAAUUCUGGUACCAGGGCAGGGUCUAUCAAUAGGAAGGUUCCCCCACCCCGCAGCGCCCAGCUGUUCUGACUUAUGACACUGGGCUGCUGCUGUGCUCCCUUUAAACCCUGAUGAGUGGUUCUUAAGGGGCAGUUUUGCAGAUGAAUCGCAUCCAUCACAAAUUCCAGAAGAGCCACAUAUUGGGGCCUGUUAUUAAGCCUGAUCACAUACUGUUUCACCCAGUGUUAAGUUACCAGUCCGUUCUGUCCUACAGAAUAAAUUAACUUGCAGUAUGAAUCUUGUAGUAACUUGUAGUAUGAAUCUCCCCUUAGUUAAUCUGGGUAGACUCCCAGUCAGCAGUAUGCAGGCAAAGUUCUCACUUCCUCAUCAUACAAAAGGGAGAUGAAGGACACAUUGGACCAGGUAUUCCCUCUGCCAUUUGUCACACAUUUUGAGAUGCUGUUGAUUGUUCUAACAUCUCCCAGUUAUAAUGGCAUUAAAAUGGUAUUGUUAUGACUUUGGAUCAUAUAUGAAUGGCAGGGUUUAGCACAAAACCAUAAUUCAAAGUUGGCUAAUGGCUUUUUCCAAGCAAAACUGGAUCGGUUUAAUGUGAUUGGUUCCUUCUUGCACUGCCUUGUACAUUUGUGAUUGAAUAGUCCCGACUGGGUCAGGCCAGAGGCCUGUCUAGACCAGCAUCUUUCCCCCUUAGUAUCCAGUCAAAUGCCUAUGGGAAGUCCACAAGGCCUUGAUAGCCUAAUCAUAUUUUAAAGUCCAUUGCGACAUCUUGUGGCAGUGAAUUUCAUAAAUUAAUUAAUUCCUUUGUAAAAUUCUCUCCUUUCGUAUGUCUUGCAUUUCCUUCCCAUUGGAUGUCUCUGAGUUUUCUAGUAUAAUGAGAGGCAUAUGAAUUUGACAACAUACAUUUUACAGCCAUGCUCACAUAAUGAGAUACAGCUGUUUCAGAAUGUUAACAGUAAUUUAUUUAUUUUUGGCACAAAGAGAGAGUAGCCACUUUCCCAAUGUUUCCUAAAUGAACUUUCAAUUUAGGAUCUUGUGUGCCAAUAUCUAAGUGGUUUGAGUUUCCAGGGGUUUCAGGUUUGAGGCACAGCGGAGACUGUGGUGUCUUUAUCAUAUAUGGUUUAUUUAAAGAUGCACACACACACAACCUGAGCCUAUGAUGGAGGGGUUCACAGUAUUAACACCACCAAAAGGGUCUUAUUUCUUCCAUAGCCACAACCUUUGAUUCAAACAGAAACCAAACAUUGCUCUCGAACUCUGCUCUCACUCUCUCUAGCUUGCUGCUUUCCUUCUAGGUCACAUCACUUCCAAACCCUCUUUCUAACUAACCAUUAGCUGGGAAGGUGAUCCCACCCAUCUGCCGUCUCACACAGAGACUCCUUCCUUUGUUGAGGGAAUGGCCCAUCUCCUAGGCCAUCGCCACAGGAAACUAGCCUGGCUUAUAUUUUAACACUUGCUGGAUCCAGGAGUUAGAAGGGUCUUUGCAUAAAGUCUACAUCCUCCCCCACCCACUCAAAACCAUACAAAGGCUCAGUUGUCAGCAGCAAAGAGAAUGGGAAUUCGUGAUGAAAGCCAUUCACACAUUUUCAAAAAAAUUAUGUUAUCCAAACAGGCAAUGUUUGCUAAUGAAUAAAAUUGUAAGGCCAGGGGUAUGUUGUGCUAUCCAAGCAUGCUAAUGAAAAACCAGGCUUGUUGUUUGGAUCUCUGGCACAGCCAAGUGCUGAUGAGGCUGUAUACAGCAGAGGAUAAACAUAUUCAGCCUCACUUGUGAAGAUCUCAAAGACCCGCCUGCAAAACUAGUCCAAGUGGGUUAAGACCAAAGCUCUCCUAAGAUCUGCUGCUGGCUCUAAUCUCCACUUGAAUAAUAAAUCUUGUAUUUCAUUCUAUCCCUUUGAAAAUCUGAAGAAAUAUUCUUAAGCAGGCAGCAAAAAGCCUGGGGCAAUGUUUUCUCUCCUCCCCACCCUCUGUUGUAUUUCAGAGGUAUUCGCUGGGUAGAAAAAGACAAGAGUAAGCAUUCUUUGUAAUGUUUUACAAAACAAACCAGCUGUCUGGCCAGGAUUGAAGAAGGGUGUUUGUUAACAUUUCCAGCCUUUGGACUUCAUCAAAAGUGUGUUUCUUUGGAUGAAGUUUGAUCUGAAGCUAUUCUUCUAUGGAAAGACCUACUGCUUUGGGAGCAGGGCAGGUGGGGGCGGGGGCGGGGAAGACGCAGCACAAUUUCAUGUGCUCAAAGAACCUAUUCAGAACACUCUACCUCCUUGAUUCCAGCUUGGCAUAAAUACUUGCCAGUUCCAGGGACUCCAUAUAUACUUGCUUGGCAUGGUAGAUGUCACCUUGUGGCUUGCUAAAUGCAAGGAGGUUCUUUCAAUGAGAUUCAGAAGCAAUACAAACACAAGGGAGUGAGAAGAUUAAAGAUCUUAUUCUAAACAGCAAGCAUUAUAUACACUACCAAGCAAUGACUUUGAUCUGCCACUGGGAAGCCUUCAAGAAGUGGCAAAGUGACUAGGUAGCCUUCGUUUGCACGACCCACUGGCCAUCAGUUCAUGCAUGAGCUUCUCAGAACUAUGCCCAAGACGCAUCUGAUUUAUAGAUAGCUAACUUGUUAGCCUGUGUGCCUUGCUCUGCUAGCUAGUGCAGAUUAUUAUUUCGCUAGUCCCCUCUUCCAAUACUGCACAUUCCUCCAAACAAUGUCUACCAUCAAAGAAGGUCAGAAGGUACCCUGCAUUAUCACUUCUUUCCAACAAAUUAAAGGCUGUUCUCAGCCAUCAAAGAACAGAACAAGAGAUAGAGGGGAAGUAAACAGAGGCAGGAAGAGAUAACCAUGCUAGAUCACUAGCUCCUCGAAAUUACAAUUAUCUUCUACAAAAGAUUGCCCAUACACCUUGCCAACCUAUGCCCACCUACCAUAUCCUUUUUACAGGCAUGGACCUCGUUGGGGUUAGAAUUUGGCAGUUUCUAGCCUGUAACCUAAGGGGUGUUCACUCUUUACACUUUCACGUCAGGAAAUUUAUGCCACAAUAAAUCUGUUAAGUCCUCAACAUGCCACAAGGCUUUUGGCUACCCCCUUCUUCUUCUUCUUUUUUAAUGCAACAGACCAACCUAGCUAACCCCUCUGAUAGAAACUGCAUUUGAUUCAGACAAUGUUCCUGCAGCUCACAUACCCAAUGGAAGGAAGGAUCCGUCUACAAUGUGAUCCCUCUGGGUUGCAGCGUCAAGCCUGCAAGUGCUUGUCGGCACCAUUUUCUGGAUGUUGCUGCGGGAGUAUUUCAAGCAUGGAUGUCCUUGUGGCCAUGGCAAAUCAGCUUAUCCCGCCACCACCAUUUUUUAAACUCUUGCCCUUCUACUAAAUGGCUCUGUUCCCCGUCCCAUUUUACCUACAUUACCCUCACCCGACAUGUUGCUCUAACAUUACAUUAGCCUCAUAACUCAAGAGUGUGACUUGCUCCACAUCACACAAAUAAGUUUGUCACUGAGCUUGAACCCAAGCCUCAUCAGUCCAGAUCCAAUACACUAUCAACUAUACCAUUCGGAUCUAAGCAAUGCCCUAGUUUUAUGCCCACAAUCUUAUCGUAUACAACUCUUAACCCAACAGCAAACAAAGGAAGUGGCAACUGGCUGUGUGGAGGUUUUGCACAACCAUCCUUGGGUUGUAUGGAAAAAAGCUGUGCGAAUCACAUCUCGGUAGACUCCAUUACUGAUCUCUUUCUCUCAUGCUGGAACAAUCUUGAAAACGAUUCCCUUUUGGAUGUUUUGAGUUUCCCUUCCAGUAAAAACCUUGAUAUAGCUUUUAAAUAUAAAAGGAGACGGUUCAUUAUGGGGAUUCCUUCACUUCCCAGAUAUCCAGCUUGCUUUGCAGUGGUGAAAUUCAUUAUUGUUUCUCUCCAGCUGCCAUAUCUCCUCUUGGACAGAACUCCCAUUCCUUGAGUGCUCCGAUGCACAGCAUAGCACAGUGAUAUUAGAAGCUGGGCUUGCCAAACUUUCCCUUAGUAAGCAGCUAUUUAAAAGAUAGGAAUCUGAUACCGGACAGAAUUUGGCUGUCUUUUAACUCUCCCCCCCCCACCUCCCUGCUUUUAAUCUGACUUCUACCAAUUCCUGUUCUACACCUAGGGCAGGGGUAGGCAACCUAAGGCCCGUUGGCUGGAUGCGGCCCAAUCCAGCCUACAGACGGUCCGGGAAUCAGCAUGUUUUUACAUGAGUAGAAUGUGUGCUUUUAUUUAAAAUGCAUCUCUGGGUUAUUUGUGGGGCAUAGGAAUUCGUUCAAUUUUUUCCCCAAAAUAUAGUCCGGCCUCCCCACAAGGUCUGAGGGACAGUGGGCCGGCCCAUGGUUGAAAAAGGUUGCUGAUCCCUAACCUAGGGCAUUAUUCAACACAAGUCUUAAGCAAACUUCAUUGAUUUCAGUUGACUUAGGUUGCAGUCCUAUAACACAUUUAUUAGGCAAUAAGUCCCAUUAAGUAAACGGUGGGCCUUAUUGACUAACACAACUAACAACUCGGCCUUAGGCAUUCCUAUUCAGAAGAAAGCCCUACUGGGCACAAAGGGAAUUCCUCCUAUGCAAAUGUAUCUAGGGUUACCAUAUAAGAAGGUACUGAGGAGAGGGGCAUUUUGGGGGGGACUGCCCUGCCACUUUCACUCCCCCUCCCCCCAACCCCCCCCCCCACAAAAUGUCCCUUAAACCAAGUUCCCCAAACGUCAACUUCAAUCCUGCUCUUACAAGCUAAUUUCCUGGAACUUGCUUUAGGGUAUUUUUUAAUGUGGCAGUACCUUAUAAGGGCUGGCUUGUAAGAGAUGUGCUUAGCUUCCAUUGUUUAUUAUGAAGCAGCAAAUAGCUCCUAUUAAAUCCACUGAUUUCAGUGGGUCUGCUUUGAGUAUGACAAAAUUUGAAAGCAGCCCUGUGGUCCUAAAGUUGGCGGGUUUCACUUCACACCCAUUACCAAAGCAGCUGUUAUUUACGGCAUUUUAAUGAGACCGUAGAGAGAGUCGCACGUUUCCAUUUCCUUUGUCAGGUCUAGUUUGACCCAGAGGUGGCCUGCUUGUUGAUGUAAAAUGUCAGACAUAGUAAUGCAGUCGUAGGUGUUUGCUUGUGAGUCAGGAUCGUCACUGAGGGAUGAGCAAUACAUUAUCACUCAGAGGAUAAUGUGCUGUUAGUAACAGACUGACAAAAAGAAGUAGUUUUUAAACAGCACACAUCUUUUGAAACUGGCAAACAUCUGUGUAUAAUACAUAAACUUGUCUGUCUUCCUGUAUGACUUGAUAUUCUAAAUUUUGAAAGGAGGCUGGACUUUGGGGGAUAAUAUUGUUUAUAGAACGUUCCUCUUCAACCAGGCCUUUUGACUGGUUAAUAUUCUACAACCUUUUAAAUGUCUUUGAGGUGGUGGUGCAUUUAUUGUUUUGUUGUUUUUGUUUUAAGUUUUUAGUUGUGUUUUUACCUUGUAUUUUAUCACAUAAACUGCCCUGAGAAACAUCACUGUUAUAAAAAUGUUGUAUAUAACGACAAGGCAUUUACUUUAAAAAGCAAUAGUAUGUUUUUACUUACACUGAUCAUCAGCUCUAUAAAGGAUUUUAUUAGAACGACUUUUUAUCUCUCUAAUGAUCAGCCUAUCACUAAAUUUGAUCAAGACUGCUGACUAUGUUUUACCACAGCAGGUUUAAACAUCCUGUUCUAACUAAUAUAAACAAAGUUAGGUUUUCAGCUGGUAAUUUUAGACAGAGAUGUGAGUAUCAGGAAGGGACCCUGAAUCUCUGAAUACCAAUGCAUGCACCGACAAACUAUGGUUGGUUGGAAAUGGAAAUGAAGGCUUCUGAUUGCCUUCUCCUAGUGAUGCUGGAGGAGGAGUAUACAAGCCAGAGACUCACAUGAUGCUAACAUUGGGCUCUCAAAUUUCAGCAGCACCCUGUGCAACACUAAAAUCCUCCCCCCAUUGCUGCCUCUUGCACUCUGUUCUAGAGCAUUAUUUUGGUGCCCCCUGCAAAACUAUGCCCAGUGCAGCCAUACCAGUUGUGCUACCCUCAAACUACCUCUGCAUUUAACCAUAAAAAGGUAAAGGUAAAGGGACCCCUGACCAUUAGGUCCAGUUGUGGCCGACUCUGGGGUUGCGGCACUCAUCUUGCUUUAUUGGCCGAGGGAGCCGGCGUACAGCUUCUGAGUCAUGUGGCCAGCGUGACUAAGCUGCUUCUGGCGAGCCAGAGCAGCACACGGAAACGCCGUUUACCUUCCCACUGGAGCGGUACCUAUUUAUCUACUUGCACUUUGACGUGCUUUUGAACUGCUAGGUUGGCAGGAGCAGGGACCAAGCAACGGGAGCUCACUCCAUCGCGGGGAUUCGAACCGCCAACCUUCUGAUCGGCAAGUCCUAGGCUCUGUGGUUUAACCCACAGUGCCACCCGCGUCCCUUCUGCAUUUAACCAUACUUAGCAUUAUAUCUGAACCAGCAGGGUAGGGUUGCCAUGUUUCAAACAGUGAAAAUCCGGACAGCUUUUUCGGUGGGGGGGGGGGUGAUUUCUGCCUGGACACUGCUGCCAAAUGUAGUGUUCAGGAUAUGUCCAAGAAAUUCCGGAUAUAUGGCAACCCUACACCAGGGUCUUGGCUUAGAAAAAGCUAUAUAAGGAUUGCUCAGGUUACUUUGUUCGGCCCUAACAGAACACCAUGUUACUAUCAUUUUUACAGAUAGGGGCGUCUAAGCAAUGUGAUGCUACUAGGGCUAGAAAUGCUGUUAAACAAAUCCAUGAAUAAGUGACAUUUAUUAAAACCUGAACAGUAUUCAGUGGCCAGAUGUAAUGCCUGAAGCUAGAUAACUCUUGGAGCAGUGUUUUUUCUUCUUCUUCUUCUUUUCUGUAUUGAAAGAUUAAUCUUUCAGAGGUAAAAUGAUUCCUCAGUGCAUUUCUUUGCUAGCGAGGAGCCUAUAAAACAAGCAGUGCAUUGUCAAGGUCUAAACUCUCUAGCAAGCCGUUUUGGAAUUCCCUCACCCUUCCUUAUCUGUCUAGCUUGCAUCCUUUUGGGAUAUGCAGAAAUGGUGCUUGAAAAUGUACCUGCAGUUUUGGACGAGAGUUUAGGGACCAGGCCAGUGUCGUUCACCGGACUGUUUCCAAAUGACCAGGUAUUUUUAAAUAACCGAGAAGAUGCAUGGAAAUUAAGCCCUGUACAGACAUAUGGCAAGUCACAUCAUGAAGUUGGAUGACUACAGCUGCCAAUUAAUUGGAUAGCUCCCGUUCUGCCCUUGUGCCUGGUACUGCAGCCAGUGCUUCCUGAUGUUCAGUUAGAAACUUUGUGGUCUAAUCACAGCUCAUGUGAAGGGGUUUGUGUGUGCAGACAAAAUGGUUGUGAAUACCUUGAAGUCAUAAGCCAAGAUAUAAUCAUACGAAUGCAGCCUCUCUUGGGCAAGAAGAAACCAAAAAAGACCUUUUGAAAGUUUUACUGAGGGUUGGAAAGGAAGUUUUCCUUUUGGAUCAUGCAGACAAGUUCUUACAACGUAUAAAUUAAGGAGAAGUUCGCUACAUAUUUAUCAUUCUUUUUUAAAAAACAAACCCCACAACAUUUGUUUGGAAGGUUUGAUUUAAAUCGCCACACAAAGGGGGUCAUUUGAGCAAUUUCUUUAAAUCAAGUUUCCAACUUUGAACCUGCAGCAGGACAUCAUUUGAAUGCUAAGUAUUAUUGUAAUGUGACGCUUCUAGGGGACUUUUUUAUGCCUCUGGAUUCAUUGUUGUUCUUUUUUAAAAAAUGCUGUGAAGUGCAACUGUUGCUUCUUUAUCUUCCAGGUUAUCCCAGGAGUUGAGCGCAAGUACUCCCUGAAGUUUGCUACAAAAGAUGCUAAGUCUGGGGUAAGUUUGCACAAUAAAAUGGAACUUUGUAUCACAUGUGGUACUUCCCAGACAUGUUUUUGCUGAGUCUUCCUUUGAUUAAUCACUGGCUCCUGCCCAAGUCACUUCUCUUAUCCACAGCGAAAGCAACAAACCUGCCUCGGCUUCUUGGUGCUUGACCUAUUUGCAAGCAAAGGUCUGCGCAACCCUUGGCUAUAAUGGAUUCCCUUUUCCCUUCUCGACACCUGCUGAAAAUUGUUCUGUAUAAGCAGGCCUAUCUAGACAUAUGACUUGGUUGCAGCUGUUUUUAAAUAUGUUUAACACGUUUCAUUGAGUUUAUUUGUUGUUUGGAUGUUUUUAAUUUAAUUUUGGUUGUAUUUCUAUCGCAGAGGUUUGUUUUUGGGGAAGGACAGGAUAUAAAUGUUAAUUCAGAUGCAGGAACCCACCCACCCCCACAUCCCCUCUGCCCUGCUUCAUGCAGGUGUAUGCCAUAGCUGUCAACGUUUCCCUUUUUUUAAGGGAAAUUCCCUUAUUCCAAAUAGGAUUCCUCGCAAGAAAAGGGAAAAGUUGACAGCUAUGGUGUAUGCUGUUCUUAAGCUAAGGGAACCCAUUGUCUAUCACUAUUGUUUUUGUCAUGGUGCUGGCAUUGAAAGUCCAAACAUUUUUUAUAUUGUUUGGUGCAUUUUAUGUUUUUUACCUUUAUUGUAUAUUACUUUUGCAUUGAUAUGUAUUAAGUUCACCACGGGGGGGGUGGGGGGGCUUAAAACAUGGCAUAUAAAUAAAUCAGGCCAACACUGGUGCUUGUUCUAGAAGAAUUCGUUUGCUGCCCUGUGGUGCUGGAGGAUAUGUGUAGGUCUUCCAACUAGUCAUAGCUCAACACCACCUUCCUAGUAGUACAUAGCACACACUCCCUGGGUGGUUCAACUGAUUCCUCCCCACCCCCCACCCCAAUACUUCUACCCAAGCACAGACUGCCUGGUGCUUCUUCACAACACCACACCUCCUGCAUCUUCCUCCCACAUUCUGCAAAGAGGCAAGACUCCAUCUCUUGUCCCAGAUUUGGGGGGGGGGGUGUCACGUGCCUGCAAUUCAGCAAGUGCAACUUCUCUGGUCAUGUCUGGAUUUAAGAAAGGCAGCACCCCAGAUUUGUGAUGUCCUUAAAAGUGCACAUGGCAGAAAGUGAGAAGGAAUUAAAGAAGCUUUUAAUGAGGGUGAAAGAGGAGAGUGCAAAAUAUGGUCUGAAGCUCAACAUCAAAAAACCUAAGAUCAUGGCCACUGGGCCCAUCACCUCCUGGCAAUAGAAGGGGAAGAAAUGGAGGCAUUGAGAGAUUUUACUUUCUUGGGCUCCAUGAUCACUGCAGAUGGUGACAGCAGUCACGAAAUUAAAAGACGCCUGCUUCUUGGGAGAAAAGCAAUGACAAACCUAGACAGCAUCUUAAAAAGCAGAGACAUCACCUUGCCGACAAAGGUCCGUAUAGUUAAAGCUAUGGUUUUCCCAGUAGUGAUGUAUGGAAGUGAGAGCUGGACCAUAAAGAAGGCUGAUUGCCGAAGAAUUGAUGCUUUUGAAUUAUGGUGCUGGAGGAGACUCUUGAGAGUCUCAUGGACUGCAAGAAGAUCAAACCUACCCAUUCUGAAGGAAAUCAGCCCUGAGUGCUCACCGGAAGGACAGAUCCUGAAGCUGAGGCGCCAAUACUUUGGCCACCUCAUGAGAAGAGAAGACUCCCUGGAAAAGACCCUGAUGCUGGGAAAGAUGGAGGGCACAAGGAGAAGGGGACGACAGAGGACGAGAUGGUUGGACAGUGUUCUCGAAGCUACCAGCAUGAGUUUGACCAAACUGCGGGAGGCAGUGGAAGACAGGAGUGCCUGGCGUGCUCUGAUUCAUGGGGUCACGAAGAGUCGGACAUGAAUAAACAACUAAACAACAAAUAAAAGCACACAUGAAGCUGCCCAAUACCAUUGGUUCAUCUAACUUAACAUUGUCUACAAUCCUUUCACUCCAAGGGCCCACCCUUAGUCUACACAUGCAGUUUGGGAUAAAAUUGUAAGGUUGGAGGGGACCUCAAGGGUCAUAUCUAGUGCCGUGCAGGAAUCACAGAUGGCCAGCCAACCGCUGCUUAAAAACCUCCAAGGAAGGAGAGUCCAGAACCUCCCAAGGGGGUCUUUCCACUGUCAAACAGCUCUUACCACCAGGAAGGUCUUCCUAAUUAGUCGGGAUCUCCUUUCUUGUAAUUUGAAUCCAUUGGUUCAGGUCUGGAGCAGCAGAAAACAAGCUUGCUUUAUCAUCCAUGUAAUAGAUAGUUGAAGGUUGCUCUCGGUCUUCUCUUUGCCAGGCUAAACACACCCAAUUCCCUCAACUGUUCCUCAUAAGACUUGGUCCUCCUCCUCUGAACAUGUUCCAGCUUAACAAUAUCCUUCUUAAUACACUUCUCUUUUUAACCAUAUACAGUGGUACCUCGGGUUACAGACGCUUCAGGUUACAUACGCUUCAGGUUACAGACUCCACUAACCCAGAUAUAUUACCUGAGGUUAAGAACUUUGCUUCAGCAUGAGAACAGAAAUCAUGCUCUGGCAGCACAGUGGCAGGAGGCCCCAUUAGCUAAAGUGGUGCUUGAGGUUAAAAACAGUUUCAGGUUAAGAACGGACCUCCGGAACGAAUUAAGUACUUAACCCGAGGUACCACUGUAUUUGUAUGGUAGGUGUGCUGCUGUUGUGACCCAUUUGAAGAUCAGUAGUCCACACUGACUGGUCAUGGUUCUCUAGGAUUGCAAGCUUAAAUUAAAUAAAGUGAUUGUUUCACAUGUGCUUUUGAGGGAGAGAAGCCCUUAGACUAGGGGUCCCGAUUGACAUUCUGGCAUGUGGAAGAUGGGUUAAUAUGUCCCCCCGCUUACUGUUUUCUGACCCAGCACACACACCCAGCCUACUUUUUGCCUCCAGAAAUUAUUUGCUUGCGCAGCACUUAUUCUCAGAAUGUGCUUCUUGGACUCACUAGUGGGUUCUCUGGACCGGGCAUGUGGUAAUGUAAAAGCCUUUCAAUUGGAAGUAAAUAGCAUAAUUUUGUCUUUUGGUUUUUUCCCCUCAGCAAAAUCUAGGCUCAUGCCUUGCAACUGUUCGGUACCAGAGAGAAAUGCCUAAACCGAAGGUUGAUAUUGUGUGCCCACACAGCAAAGACCCAGAGGGCCUAGGCCAUGUUCCGCAGAAUAUGCUACAGGACGUCGCCUUGUUCCACAGCAUCAGAGGUAUAUCUCUUGCAAAUGAUCUCUCUGGUGUCUCUCAUUCCAGUUAGCAAAAUUAAUCAAUGUUGCAUGAACCUGGACUGAUAAGAGAUGCCAGGAAAACUAGUGGUGAAUGCCGUGAUCUUGCACUGGUUACAGCUGCCUGUGGUUUGCAAGUCCAGUAACACGAAGGUUUUCUUCUUUAGUAAUCAGUAGCUAUUUCCCCUUUCUUUUCCUGACUGUGGGAGAAGGCAGAAGGGUAGCCAAGUUGCUGAGGCUUAAUCCUUUUGAGUUCCCAAUGAAUAAGGAACUCGGUUCCUCUAUGUGAUUUGCACACAAAGACGAACCAUUUCCUUCCUUUCAGCCCAGCGCAGUGCUUGGCCAAAGCGUCUUUGUGGGCGGAAAAGCAGGAUGUUAAGAGCAGUCGCAGCAGGUCCUUCACCUCUGGCAUUCCCUCAGGUUCACAGCUUGCAUGACAGACAAGCAUAUUGGCAAGAUGAUUAUGAGUCCGUGAAGCAGUCUGUCUCUUUCUUUCCUUUCUAAGUAGCACAUAUAUGUUCAUUUGUAUAAAAGUUCAUCCUUCGCCUCUCCCACACUCAAAGCGUUUUUAAAGGGGGGGGGACUGUUGCAAAUCAGCUCCUGACAUUUGGGAAAAGGCAUGGUGGGGGAUAAAUGUUUUAGCAGAAUUCAAGAACUCUGGAAGUCGCCACAUAACACUGGUCUUGAAAGACCUACAUUGGCUCCCAGUACGUUUCUGAGCACAAUUCAAAGUGUUGGUGUUGACCUUUAAAGCCCUAAACGGCCUCGGUCCAGUAUACCUGAAGGAGCGUCUCCACCCCCAUCACUCAGCCCGGACACUGAGGUCCAGCGCCAAGGGCCUUCUGGUGGUUCCCUCGCUGCAAGAAACCAAGUUACAGGAACCAGGCAGAGGGCCUUCUCGGUAGUGGCACCCGCCCUGUGGAACGCCCUUCCAUCAGAUGUCAAAGAGAUAAACAACUACCUAACAUUUAGAAGACAUCUGAAGGCAGCCCUGUUUAGGGAAAUUUUUAAUGUUUAAUAGACUAUUGUAUUUUAAUAUUUUGUUGGAAGCCGCCCAGAGUGGCUGGGGAAACCCAGCCAGAUGGGUGGGGUACAAAUAAAAUUAUUAUUAUUAUUAUUAUUAUUAUUAUUAUUAUUAUUAUUUAGAGGUCCAGCUAGCUCAGCAUUGUCUAUAUUGGCUAGCAGCCGCUUCCCAGGAUUUUCAGACAAGGAUGUAUCCCAUCCUGGAUAUGCCAGGAAUUGAAACGGGUAUCUUCUCAAUGCAAAGACGAUGCUCUGCCACUGAGCGAUAGUGGUCAAAUUGGUGCUUUCUGCAGUCAGCUUCCCCCCACUGAAGCCAAAGUGAGGCAAAAACUCGCAUAAUCUGUUUUUCCAAAGUUCACCCGAGAUAAAUGGAUUUUUGUUUUCCAAGAAAUGGAAGCACAAUCAGGCCAGCUCUGCCAUUCUUAACAUUGGCAACUAUUCUCACCCUAGUUCUUAAAAGUCCCAUGGGGGGGAGGGGAGCUUGCAACAUAUGCAACUAGGCCUUGAGCAUCCAGGAAAGCCUCAGUCUGCUUGUCAUGAAAGAAUCUCAUUAUCCUGUUUCCUUAAAACACACACACAAACCCCCCACUACUUUUCUGUCUGCAGAUGGCAAAAAGCCCUCUCAGGAUCUUCUGCAGAAUUUGGCCACCAUUGGAAACAGUUACAUCUCAUGGGAGAAAUCAUCUGAACGCAGAAGUUACACCGUGACACAAGUGACGAAUUUGAAGCCGUGGGUAGGUGAAAUUCUACGCCUGCACAAGGGGAAAACGGGCCUUGUGCAGCAGAUUUUGCAGGCCUCAGCAGCAGUGGGGGCAAAGCUCAUUCUGCCCUCAGACAACCUUCCAUCUGUCUGCCUCCUUAGUUACAGCCAGUCUAAGGGGUGCGGCACCUGUCAGCUUCCUUAGUCUUGGUGUUACCUUUGUAUGGAGGAGGGUGUGUGUGUGUGUGUGUGUGUGUGUGUGUGUGUGUGUGAUGGACUGGUUGGACGCAGUUGAGUGGUGCUUACUCCCUGGUAAGUAUGUUUUAAGCUUCAAAUCAGUAGGGCUUUUCUUUUUUAAAAAAAAGUGUGAUUCACUUUUCUUUGCCAUCAAAUGCAAACAACACAAAUGCGAUGCUAUCAAGAACCGUAUUUUUCGCUCUAUAAGACGCACCAGACCAUAAGACGCACCAAGCUUUUGGAGGAGGAAAACAAGAAAAAAAAUAUUCUGAAUCCCAGAAGCCAGAACAGCAAGAGGGAUCUGACUUCUGGGAUAGCCUCUUGCUGUUCUGGCUUAUGGGAUAGCCGCACGCAGCCUCUCCCGGGCAGCGGGAGGAAGGCUCCCCCAAGAAGGGCAGCCCUUCUCCCUCCUCGGGGAAAAGCCCCCAAGAGCCGCACACACGCUCCCCGCGGCUCUUUAAAGGGAGCGCUGAGCAGAGCCUCCCACCUGCAUUCGCUCCAUAAGACGCACACACAUUUCCCCUUACUUUUUAGGAGGGGAAAAGUGCACCUUAUAGAGCGAAAAAUACGGUAAGUUCCAAGAUCGGGCACAGCCUUAGUGCAAUAAGCAAUGAUAAACAACAGUAGCUUCAAGCUAGUUGCAAAAGCAGUGGAGGGGUGUGUGGAUGUCCUAAGGAAGCUUUGUUGUGUAUACCAGAAAUGCUAUGGUACUUCUUGACUGCACUUGGAAUAAAAACAGGUAGUUUUUGCUGAUGCAACAUGAAACACAAAAUUGCAUAGAGCCACCCCCACCAUCCCUGGAUCAAAUAACAGUUUCUUUCAUAUUUCACUGAAUGCAAAUCACUGCAUUUUUAAAGUGGAAUUUUUGAUUGACCAUCUUCUUUCUAACUUAGUUUCCUGCCCAGGUAAGAAAGUACAUCACUUUCUUUGAAGUUGACUACACCGCUCAGCUGACAAGUGAUUCCUCAGAGGUAAGAAUACUACAAUACAUAUGCUUGCUUCUCACUCAUGUAAUAAGUGUGAUUGUGCAGCAAUAAUCUACUUUGAAAACUAGCAUAGUAAGUGGCUAAGAAACUGAGCUGAAAUUAGGCUGCAUCAGCCAUGAAUUCACUAUGUGGCCUGUCAAGUCGUUCUCUCUCUCUCAGGCUCAGUAACCCACCGACUAACAGAAUAAAAAGCUUCAGUAUCCUAUGUGUUUAUUCAGCAGUCCCCCUAAAUUCAGUAGGGUUUGCUCCCUAGUAAGCGGGCUUAUUUAUCUACUUGGAAGCAAGUCUUAUUUGUGUUCAAUGGGACUGUGUCUAUGAUCAUCUUAAGCGGCAACCCUGUACCCUUUCACUUGGGAGUAAUCUCCACUAAACUUAACGGGACUUAUAAGUGGCAGGCUUGGUGGGGAUGUGGGAGAGGGCCUUCUCAGUGGCUGCUCCCAGAUUUUGGGACUUCUGCUUAAAAGAAGCUAGUCCUUCCACUGGCAGGUGAAGACUUUUAUUGUGCCAACAGGCUUUGAAGAAUUGGCUGUUUUAUUCAAAGGGUUUGUGCUUUUAUUCAAAGGGUUUGUGCUGUGAAAUGUUUACGGCCCAUUAUUUGUAUGCUUGAAUAGUUAGUUUUAAUUCCAUUACUAUUCAAUUGCUUUUUAAUUACUGGGGUUUUUUUUUCUAUUUUGUCUGUCGGGGGGGGGGGGGAGGUGGGAUCUAAGUAAAUAAAUGAAUAUAAGACUUCAGAGUAUUUAAGUGUAGAAUUGGGCAUUCAAGCACUCAACAGUGCUACAUAAAUACUGAUUACUUUUGCAUGUUUCUCUAGAACUUUUCCUGCCACGUCCGUGUUGCCUGGAGACCUGGCUUGACGGCACGAGUGAAAUAUGACUGCUCUUCAGAGGACGACUCUUCAGAAUCUGCAGAUGGUUCUGGGGUGGAAGAGGGAUCUGCUAAUGGGGUCAUACUUAAAUAUGAUGAAAGUAAUUUUUAAGUAGGAAGAACGCCUGCAUUAUAAAGCUGUAAACAUUUUUUUGCAAAGGUGUAGAUGACCUUCCAUUAAUAUUCCAAAACCACUGUUGUGAUUCUUCUAUAUAAAUUGUUACCGCAUAUUUCAAAGCUUUGCACUAGUCACUUCUGAGCUACCAUAAAUAUCCUCUUUUCUUUGUAAUUUCUGAAAAGAAAAAAAAUAUUUUUGCUAAACUUCUGAAAACUUUUUUUAAAAGAAAAGAAUAUAUGUAAAAACUACUGAUUUGUCACCAAGUUUCGGGUAGGAGGUAACUUUGUAUGAGACAAAUUUAAUAUAUAAACAAAUGUCUUUUAAGUUUCUUAAAACUGCCAUUUUAAAUAAAUAUUUGAUAAAAUAUUUUAAGUUUUGAAAAUAAAACAGUUGAUGCUAACUUUUAACAUCUCCAAUAAAAUGAAUACCGGUA